Molecule: messenger RNA, 4143 nt
Organism: Cryptococcus amylolentus CBS 6039
Lineage: Eukaryota; Fungi; Basidiomycota; Tremellomycetes; Tremellales; Cryptococcaceae
Exons: 7
Coding region: 31-4026 (1331 amino acids)
Source: RefSeq, a predicted model, not a curated record
UUGACAUCUUGUAGACAGGGAGUGUCCGUCAUGGCCCCCCUCACCCACGACUUUCCCACCUUCGGGCACUACGCCCACAACCUCAAGGAUGGCCUCCACCAUACCGCCAGCAGGGGUCUCGACGAGCUCGACCAGGCCAUAGAGACCAAGGGCUACGAUUGGCUGGAAGGCUAUAUGGCACAGAUAUUUGAACGUCUGCCUCAAGCACCUAUCGGUGAACUCAUCAAGACUCCCUCCAAGACACAGACUGUCAAGAAGACGCGUGCUGCUAUUGCUGCUGCCAAGGAGAAGACUGAAAAGAUCAAGGGGUUGAAUGCGCGAUUGGCUCUCAGCCCUUCGAACCAGGUCAAUCGUCCUGCCCUGUCUCCUCUGCACCUUGGGGCCAGGUCUAUAAACAUCAACACCUCCCCUUCGCCUUCGCCUGUCAAGUCCAAGCCUGCCAAACCACUUGCCAUCUCCUCCCCUGUCAAAUCCAAGGCCAAGCGAGGCCGUCCCAAGAAGGCCGAUAUCGCCGAUGAUGUCUCCCCCGCUGAUGACGCUGUGAAGGCAAAGGGCGAGGAGAAGCCUUCAGCGGCGUCGAGGAAGGGAAAGAAGACCAUCGCUGAACAAGCCUCGACAUCUUCGAGGUCUGAGAAGACAAAGGACACAAAGUCCAAGUCAUCGCGCUCCAAGAAGGCUGAGAAGCAGCCAGAGCAGGGGCCGGAAGAGGAAGACAUGGAUGUUGAUGAGCAAGCUCCCGAGACAAAGUCUAAAUCUACGCGAUCCAAGAAGGCUGCUGGCAAGCAACCAGAGGUCGAAGAGACUCUUGCUACUGAGCCUCAGGCGCAGGAAAAGGAUGAUCCCGCGCCUCAAGCAUCUCCCGCCAAAUCUACGCGCUCGAAAAGGGCCAAGCAGAUUGAAGUCGUGGAACCCCCCGUCGAAGAUGUCGAGCAAGCCGUCGACGAAGAAUCACUCAUGGCCGGCGAGCCCGACAAAGAGUCAGAGGCUGAUAACGCCCAGGAAGAACCUGCUCCUGCUCCUGUCGUUGCAGAGAAUAUGGAGGUUGAGCCUGAGCCUGUUGCCGAACUUGAAGAAGCGGUCGAGGUUGAGGAACAGGAAGAGACUGCUGCGCCCGCCAUGGAAGAGGUCCAGCAGCAAGUGGAAGAACCCGAUGUUCCUAUGGAUAUUGAGCAGGUGGAAGACGAGCCAGUGGCUGAGGAUGCCGCGCCUGAGGUCGAGCCUGAGGUGACUCGGGAGCCGGUGGAGGAAGAGGCGACAGAACCUAUUGUCGACAAAGCUGCCACACCGCCUAUGGCAAGCAUCCCAGUUGAAGAACCCACUGCUCCUCUCGAUCCGGAGGUGGAUACUCGUGUCGAGCCUGAAAUCGAAACCAACACCGAGGCCGCUUCCGAAGUCAUUUCCGAGCCUGCUCCCACCAACAUCUCCCAAACAUCAUCCACUUCCAACUCUCAACCCGCCCACCGCGUACGUUCGUCCUGGCUCAGCAAAGCCCUCGGGACAGGUGCUCCUCCUUUCGCCCAUACCCACGAGCCAAGCGCUCUGCGCAAGUCGCAUGCUGCCUCCUCGCAGCCUGACCGCGCCAAUAUGGACUUUUCAGGGUUGCGAAAGAGCUUGGCGCCUAUCAGCGGCCUCAAGCGCAAGAGCGACGAGGGUCUUGAUGAUGACGAGGACGAGGAUGAGGAUGAACAUGAAAGACCUGGAAAGGUGGCGAAAGUUUCCGAGGCGCACACCAUUCAUUUCCCCACAACUACCCCUGGGCCAGCCAAGGCUUCGCUAUUCCCUACCAAAACCCCGUCUUCGUUUGGCACCGCCAGUGUCGGGUCCGACCAUCAUUCCCAAGGCAGGCCUGUCCAAGAUGAUUCACAGAGACCCGAAAUCUCUCGAGUCACCAAAGCCCUCGACGAGCUGCGCGAAAAGACUGCCAAGGACCUCGCCAAACAAAAGGCUACUCCUGCUGCUGGUACCGCCGCUCGUGUGCCUCAAGCAAAGAGUACCGGCGCCGGUUUCCUUCGCGGGUUGCUCAACUUUGGCGGUGGCGAUGCCGAGUCUGGUGAAGAUGAAGCCACGCGAAGGGCUCGGGAACUGGAGGAGGAAAAGAUUGCGGAGGAAGAGCUCGAAAAGCUUAUGUGGGCUGCGAGGAAUGGUGUUGACGAGGAUAUGAUCCUCGGGGAGGAAGAGGAAGAGGAGCCUGCGCCUCAGGCGGUGAAGAAGGAGGAACCGAGAUCGACCACGCCUUCAUUCUCUCCCCCUCCCAAACCGACGCUUCGACACUCCAUUCACCCUUCAUACAUGCCGCAACCCGCUGCCCUGCCUGCCGUCGUCGCCCCCGUUUCUGAGCCUUCUGCCGUCCCGACUGCUCAAGCGGGCACCAUGACAGAUCAUGAAGACGAAGAAAUGGUAGAUGAAGAGUCUGUGCUUGAUGAGAUCAUCCCCGACGAGGUCACCGAAUACCAAACGUCCCAUUCCCAAACCUCGAGCCAAGGUCAACACACCAGGUUCUUUUCCCCUGUUCCUGCUUCGACCACCCCUGCCAAGCCGCUGGACAAGGAAGCUCCCGCGCUGCAUGACCGCAAGGAGAAGCACCAGCAUGAACCUUCUGCUGCGGUAUUGAAGGAGCAGAAGGAGAGGGAGGAAAAAGACCGACGGAGGGAAGAGAGAGAGCAGGAGAAGCUUCGGCUGCGUGAAGAGAAAGAACGGGAGAGGGAGAAGAAGGACAAAGGCAAGAGUGUUCAGCAAGCGAUGGAGGUGGAUGAGGAAGAUGUGGCCUCUGCCAAAUCUAACCAUCGAAAGACGCCCUCAGCCUCGCAAGCUUCUCUCUUCACGUCCACUUCAGCGAACACAAACUCCACGCUCAACCAUGCUUCUAUCAUGGCUGCAAAAGCGUUGGGCGUCAAACCUGCCGCUGCGCCUGUGAAGAGUGUACAACAGGCUGCUUCCGCUGCUCAAAAAGAGCAAGCUGCCUCCGUUCGCAAAGCUGCUCUUCGCGAACAGACGGAAAAACGCAAGGAACAGGCGGCCCAGAAGAAGGCUGAGGAAGAGCGCGUCAGGGCCGAGGAGGAACGCAAGGCAAAAGUUGCCGAGCUGGAGGAGAAGCGCAGGAUUAGGGCGGAAGGAGAGAAGAGGAGGAAGGAGAGGGAACUCAAGGCCAAAGAAAAGGCGGCGAAGGAACAGGCUGACGAGGCUGCCAAGGUCAAGCAGGCCGAAGCCGAAGCUGCCAAGAAGAGAAAGCUCGCUGCUGCUCUCAACAAGUCUCAGACCGCCGCCCCCGCCCCUAAACGAGUCGCCGCCCCCAGCCAAUCUCUCGCCAAAGGCAAAGAGCCUUUCCGACCCACCAAAACCACUCUCUCUUCCUCCAUCACCGCCGAUUCCAAGAUGGGUCCAAACGCUUUCCGUACUGCCGACUCUCAGACCCCGUCAUCCACUAUCAAACUUGUGGGCCAGCCCGCGCAACCUCCCGCGCAAAGGGAGAGCCAAGCGGCAACCUGGUCUGCCCCUGAGAGGAAACCCCUUGGUCAACCUUCGAGGCCUUCGCAGAUGGAGGGUCACGGUGUGAAGCAGUCGUUGCUCUACCAAGCCCAUCAUCAGCAACUACAGUCUAUCAACACUCAGCCUCAGGCACCUCCUCAAAAUUGGCAGCAGGUGCAGGCGUCGUUGGACAAGAAGGUCCAGCAGCAGGAUUCAGAAGAUAUUGUUCUGCCCGAUAUUGCUUCCGAGUAUUCUGACCCCGACGAUGAUACCACUCGCGAUUUCAACCGUCCCGACUGGGCCGAGUCUCCCGCGCUCAACAAGGCACUUGCCGCUCAAGCUACAAUCGACCCUGACGAGUACUUUGGUCACAUUGGCCCGCUCAACAUGGAAGAGUUGUUCAAGGCCAGGGCCGGCAAGUUCAGGCCUAGGUCGAGUUCCGCCAACUGGAGCAGGGGCGAUGGGUUGACGCCGAUGGAGAUUAUCGACUAUGCGAAGAGAAUGGGGUACGAGUCUUUGCAGUCUUAUGACGAUGGGCCUGGUCCCAGUGGAUCCUCGUAACUUGUAUAGAGGGGAAAGUGGAGGGCUGUCUUGUAUAUUAAAGUAAUGAGUCGCAUCGCAAAUCACGUAUCUCUUCAUACCCCUAUCAUGAGCUCGUAAUGUCAUUUCUUCGAACCG